UAUUUCGUCUAUGCAGCUGCUGAGGCGGUGCUGAAGAGAAGCGGACAAGUUCUCCACAUUUUCCGUUAAUUUGGACAAACAAGAACCUGCUGAGGAUCCGGUACCGCUCGGUUCACAGCCCAGUUCUUAUCUUCUAUCAGGUAAAACCGACAAGAUCUGAAGGUUACAGAAGAUGUUUAAAGCUAAGCCACAUUUUGAUCGUCCUUCACUCGCAAUGAAAGCUAAGAAGGCACCUAGCACGGCGAAGCUGCAGCAGGAGGCCAUCUCCUGCUCAAUCUGUCUGGAUCCACUGAUGAGUCCAGUAACUAUCGCCUGUGGACACAGCUACUGUAUGAGCUGCAUAAAUGUCCACUGGGAUAGAGAAGAUCGCUAUAAAGUCUAUAGCUGUCCUCAGUGCAGACAGAGCUUUACCCCAAGGCCCGUCCUGGUAAAAAGCACAGUGUUGGCUGAUUUAGUGGAGCAACUGCAGCUGAAGGAUAUUGGACUCAACAAGACUAUAGCUGAUCACUGCUAUGCUGGACCUGAAGAUGUGGCCUGUGAUGUCUGCACUGGGAGGAAGAUGAAAGCUGUCAAGUCCUGUUUAUCAUGUCCAGCUUCCUACUGUGAGACUCACCUCCAACCUCACUAUGAUGCUCCACCAUUAAAAAAGCACAAGCUGGUGAAUCCUUCCAAGAACCUCCAGGAGAACAUCUGCUAUCGUCAUGAUGAGGUGAUGAAGAUCUUCUGUCGCACUGAUCAGCAGAGUAUCUGUUAUCUCUGCACUAUGGAGGAACAUAAAGGCCAUGAAACGGUCCCAGCUGCAGCAGAAAGAGCUAAGAAACAGAAGAAGCUCCAGGAGAGUCGACAACAAAUCUAUCAGAGAAUCCAGGACCAAGAGAAAGAUGUGAAGCUGCUUCAACAAGAGGUGGAGGCCAUCAAUGUCUCUGCUGAUAAAGCAGUGGAGGACAGUGAGGAGAUUUUCUGUGAGCUGAUUGGUUUUCUCUGGAAAAGAAGCUCUGAGGUGAAGCAGCAGAUCAGAUCCCAGCAGGAAACUGAAGUGAGUCGAGUCAAAGAUGUUCAGGAGAAGCUGGAGCAGGAGAUCACUGAGCUGAAGAGGAAAGACGCUGAGCUGGAGCAGCUCUCACACACAGAGGAUCACAACCAGUUUCUCCUCAACUACCCCUCACUGCCAGCACUCAGUGAGUCUACACACUCAUCCAGCAUCAACAUCCAUCCUCUGAGACACUUUGAGGACGUGACAGCAGCUGUUGCCGAGCUCAGAGAUAAACUAAAGGACAUCCUGACUGAGGACUGCGGGACCAUCUCUUGCGUCAUCUCUGAUGUGGACGUUUUACUUGCUCGACCAGACGCAAUGAGCCGAGCUGAUUUCUUGAAGUUCUCAGUUUUUGUCUCUGAGGAUCCAAAUUCGAUGUAUAGAGACAUGCUACUCCCCGUGUGGUAUCACACAAAACGGUAUCUGAAGCAGAACCAGAGUUUUACUAGUCAUCCUGACAGGUUCACUUACUACUUUCAGGUUAUGAGCGAUAAGGGUCUGUUGGGUCGAAAUUACUGGGAGGUUGAUUGGAGAGGAAGUGGCGCUUGUGUUGCUGCAGCGUACAGAAGUGGUACAGUGGCCGAACACGCAUUUGGGUUCAACGACAAAUCCUGGGCAUUAAACUGCACUCCAACCGGCUACACAUUUUAUCACAACAGCAUUGAAACUCCAGUAUCGGGUCCAGUUUCCUCCAGAGUUGGAGUGUACCUGGAUCACAGAGCAGGCACUCUGGCUUUUUAUAGUGUCUCCGGUACCAUGACGCUCCUCUACAGAGUCCGGACCAUGUUCACUCAGGCCAUUUAUCCUGGACUGAGGCUCCAAAGGUCCAAAGGAGACACUGCUUCAUUUAUUAAGCCACAGUAAUAUUCUGGUGUUGCUUUGUGGGUAUUCUCUUUUUGGUUCAUUUUAGGUGGGAUCACCAGUUGUACUAGUAGUGCUGAAAACUUUGUGUUCAGUCUUUUUAGAAGAUUCAUAACCAACCUCAUGUAAAGUUUAACACUGAAGGUUAAGCAAUAAAGCUUAUUCACUUGAA
Molecule: messenger RNA, 2066 nt
Organism: Xiphophorus hellerii (green swordtail)
Lineage: Eukaryota; Metazoa; Chordata; Actinopteri; Cyprinodontiformes; Poeciliidae
Product: E3 ubiquitin/ISG15 ligase TRIM25-like
Exons: 2
Coding region: 173-1897 (574 amino acids)
Molecular function (GO): zinc ion binding
Source: RefSeq, a predicted model, not a curated record